Micropterus dolomieu (smallmouth bass) is the source of this 1266-nucleotide messenger RNA. RefSeq names its product actin binding Rho activating protein b (gene abrab). Gene Ontology annotation, molecular function: actin binding. Lineage: Eukaryota; Metazoa; Chordata; Actinopteri; Centrarchiformes; Centrarchidae. The record is from RefSeq and is a predicted model, not a curated record. Gene Ontology annotation, cellular component: sarcomere. Bases 1 to 1266 code for a protein of 421 amino acids. The transcript is spliced from 2 exons. Gene Ontology annotation, biological process: positive regulation of Rho protein signal transduction; positive regulation of transcription by RNA polymerase II.
AUGUCUGACAAACAGACCAGCCAGGCUUCCCAAAGGAAGCCGUCCAGUAACAAGAACAUCAAGAAGCUCCGCACUGUUAGCAUGGUGUGCAACCUGACUAGCAGCUGGCAACAGUGGGUGACAGAGAACGAGAUAAAGCAGGCUAGUGAACCCAGUGGCUGGUCUCCGUCUUCGCUUGGAGGACCAACAGAACCCAAAAAGACGUGGGUCUCAAAGAAGCCUGCUCCUGCUCAAACCCAACCAACAGAAGCUUCUCAAACUCAUGUAAUCACUUCUGCAGAGGCUCAGAAGACCUUAACUCCUCACAACGAGACCCUAGAUGCAUCCAAUACUGGGGAGGUUAAGACCUCAGCUGAGCAACUGGUUGCAUCUCGCAUCAAGGUAAAGCAAGUGGUAAAGACGGUGACGAGCGGGGUUCAGGAGAAAAGUGUUGGCAUUGGGCUCCUGACCGAAAAGAUCAAGAAAGAGUCUCUGCCAUCAGCUGAGGAGAUUGACAGGCUUCUGAAGAAGAAAAGCUCACCUACACGUCGCAGAAAAUGCUCCAACAUGGUCUCAUCUCUGACCAAAAGCUGGAAGCAGGUGGAGAAAGAGGUAGAAGGACCGGGAGAGGGACGCACCUUUGGAGGUGGUAAAGACGACAGUGGACACUCUAAGGCAGAGAAGCAGAGACUGGACAUACAGGAUGCUCAAACCCACAGAACAAGCUCUUUGACAGAAGCAGAGCAAAAAGACUCGGAAGGAGACUCUGAGUCAGCAAUGAAGAUUAAAAGAAAAGUCCCAACGUACAAAAAGGAAGCUGAAGAUGCCAACAAGAUAAACGCCCUCUCCAAGAAAUACAGUGCUGUGGGAAACCUCAAGAGCCGCUGGCAGAACUGGGCCACAGAGCACACUGUGACCCAGAAACUAAACCCCUUCAGUGAAUAUUUUGACUACGAUUACUCCAUGUCGCUCCGCCUCCAAAAGGGCCAAGAGGGUUACGGACGCCCCAAGGAAGGAACCCAAACAGCAGAGAGAGCCAAACGCGCUGAGCAACACAUCCACCGUGAGAUAGACGACAUGUGUUAUGUGAUCAGGACUAUGGCUGAUCCGGACCCAGACGGAAAGACCCGCAUUACGUUUGGGCAGCUGUUUGACAGAUAUGUUCGGAUCUCCGAUAAGGUGGUGGGGAUUCUGAUGAGAGCCAGGAAACAUGGGAAAGUGGCCUUUGAAGGGGAGAUGCUGUGGCAAGGCCAGGAUGAUGGAGUGAUCAUUACUCUACUGGUGUGA